AUGCACAGGUUGAUAUAUGGCAUCGCUUUUCUCAUAGUUUUACUUGUAAAUGAUGUAAUUUGCUCAGAACUGAUGGUCGAUGAUGAAUUUGUGGUAAUAGAUGGCAUAAGGGUGAAGAAAGACUCAAUAAGAAACGAAACUAGUGAUGGAAAUAGGAAGUAUGGCAAAAGGGAUAAAAAAGCAGAAAAAAGUGAAAGUGAUGACGAAGAUCAAGAUGAAGAAGACGAAGAUGAUGAUGAUGAGGAGGACGAUGAGGAAGAAAUCGACAUCAGUCAGGAGGAAGAUUUAGAAUCCACGAAACAUCUUCCGACAAAAUGUCAUGGUAAGAAAAUGCCUUUGAAAUGUUUCUUUUACGUCAGUUUAAUUAAUGAAUUUAAUUCUAGUCUCAGUUCGACUUACGUGAAGCAAUAAUUUUCUACGUACACUUAUUACAGCAUUUGGAGAAAUAAUAAUAAAAAAAACAGUGACAUAUUCCAAUGCUUUGCAUAAUUCAAUCAGUUAUAUAAAUGUUGUAAAUGGAAUUCCUGAUCAUAUCAAAAUUAUAAUAUGACUUUGAAUGAAUGAAUGCAUGGACUACUUCCCGAACCAUUCAAUUCUUACAAUUAGGAUUUUUUUGUUUUACAUGGUGUUCUUUGCCAGUCUGUUAGUGUAACAGAGUUUGGUUGGUGUAUAUUACUUGGUCAAUUAGCAUUACCUGCUUCGGAAUAUCAUGAUUCACGUGACUUGGCAAAAGCUUCCAGUCGCCUCUGUGAAGAAAAAUUAUUCUCAUCCCACCCCCGGUAACCUCCUUUCCUUUCCCUACCGCAUUGUCUACCGCGUUUAUGGUGUUGUGUAGUCCUCCACCUCUGCUGGCUUUAAUAAAGUUGCUGCUGUUGUUGUUGUUUUAAUAUGGGAUUCAAUCCGAGUACAACUUUAUUACAGCGGCUAUUGACAAUUACUAUAGCCACUGAUUCCACCUUGUUUAAUAAAUUGUUAUCUAUAAGGGGCCCCGUAGAAAAGCGGCCUAGUUCCCCGGGUGGUUGCUCAUCCAUCAGCCGAAGGGAAAACAUAAACUGAAGAAACCGGUUGAUAUCGUUGCUCUAUGACUAAUACAUAUGAUAAACUCUUCUGCACAUAAUACGAUAUAACAUCCAGCAUAUUUCAUAGUUUGCAGGCUUUUGGCGGUGGAAGUCGAAAAUAAGCUCACAACAAUUGGUAAGGUCAGAAAAACUCAAGAAAACGACGGACGCCCAAUUUAUUACAAAGAGUAGGUGAUGCUUGAUUGUUGAAAUGUUAUUAUUCCACUCUGUCUACCUUACUCUCUAACAUUACCCUAGUUCACGAAAGCCCAAAACAAUGCCUGUGGUUUGCUGGCUAUAGUGAAAAUUUCAUCUGGUCAGAGACCUCUCCCUACCACGACGUUUUGUCAUAGUCAGCAAGAAAGGUGACAGAAAAAAAAAUGGACUUUAAGGAGCAAAUGACUUGCAGCCAAAUGUUGUUUGCCUACAAAAUCAGAACUUAUCAGUUAUCUACUGUUACUGCUCUGCACUGUUCAGUUCAUGAUGGUCUCCUGCAAGGUUAAAUUGUUCUAAGAAGUACUAACUUUCCCAGGGAGGGGAGGAGGGCUGUUUCAGAGGGAAAAAGUCAAGAGUUAUACAGCUUGUUUCCUUUGCAAAACAGAGUGUCGUGGUUUGUUGAGAAUGCAAGGGAAGAGGGCGUGUUCAGUGGGUUUGUUGAACUAGUUUUUCCUCAGUUGAGCUAAGACUGACGUAUAUUUUUUUAAAGAAAAUUAGGAAAAAAAAUGCCCUUUGUUUAAACUCCCAUUUACCAACUCUAACACGGCGUUUCUUGCUUUAUCAUAUUCGUCUUUGGCAGAAAAAUAGUUAUCCUGAAAGUAACUGAAGACUUCUGUGAUUCUAUGAAAAAAUACAACAUCAAGGCUAAGCAUCCAUUCAGAUACAAACGAGGAGGUAGGAUUAAAUUUAUUUGUUCCUGCUCCACCGUCUCUGGUACUACUUGAAGUAAGUUUUUCCAUCAGCAAUUUGACCGAAAGGACGAAAACAGAUAGAUUUUGAAUUCUCUCCCUGUCUCGUGCCUAGGCCCUUUUUGGGUUCUUCGGAGGCAGUCGUGGCGCAAGGGUUCAUGGGUAUUUUCGAUGUGCGGCGGAAACCAUCUAAAACAUAACUGCUGCCAAAAAUUCUUAAAAAAGCAUGGGUACGAGACAGUAACUAGAGACCUUUAGAUUCAAGGACGAGAACGACUACGAGUACGAGAUUUGACUUAACAGUUUUUUUUGCGUAUUCUUAAAAUAUAGACUCCCCGGAAAGCUUCAUUUUACCAUUUUUCACUAGAAAAGUUAGCACUGUUACCUUUAGUGUGCUUUCCCAAACGCAAAAUGAUAAAACUUCCUACAUUUGAUAACUCGUUUUGCCCACUUCGACAUUAUCGCCAAAAUUCGUAGUAGAGUGACGACGGCUACCACGUUUUCCCGCCAAAAUGCCGCUGGUUCACACGCGAGCACUACUUAGUAUUGAGAAAAUCUCGUACUCGACGUCGUACUCGUCUUAGAAUCUAAAGGUCUCUAUUCUCUCAUCCUCGAGAGACCUCAGAGUGACGGGAAAUCAGGCUGAGAGAGAUUAUUUGAAGCACAUUGACUGAAAAUGACCCUUGCAUCCGACUGUAGAUCCUUGAAGGUCAUUUUGGUUCAUUUUAGGACCAUUAGGUCAUUAAUUUUAGAUCCUCUAAAUCAAUCAAGGACGGCUUAACCCUCUAUAGCCUAAGAACAGAGCCGUCUCUCCUCCCUCCUCACUGCUAAGGACGUUUUAUCUCUCCCGCUAGACGUCUAAUAUGCUCUCUAGCAUAAAUACGGCGGUACUCGGUUGAAAGCUAAUAGGGUGCUGUAUUUUUGUUAUGCUAGCAAAAAGCUAUUACCGCAAACACAUCGAAGAAGUAACCAAGGAAUCGAAAAUCCAGAAAUGGAUGUUUGCGACACCCGAAGAAGAUAUAGAUGAUCCCACUGGCGAAAUAAGACGGCUCAGAAAACAGGUACAGAGAAUUAUACGAGGGGUUAGUGGGAGAUGUAAGUUAUACCUUGGAGUAAAAAGCAAGUUUAAGACGUCCGUCUGUAAAGGAAUAUUUUGCAUUGCUAAAUAACAACUACAUCACGUGUAAACGUAUAUACGCGGUGGGGGAGUUGCCUUUCAUGAUACAGGCAAGGACUAAUAAGGGUUAAGAUCACGAUAAGUCAGAAUUAGUCGAAUUAGAUAAGGAUUAACCUUACUUCGGGUAAGAAUAACGAGCUAUUACCUUAGGCAAGGUUAGGAAAAGAUUAGGUAAGAAGUACGACCUGUUAAUCUGCUAAAUACAAUAAGGAUUUUAAUCGUGUUCUCAUUUCUUACUAGUGUCAUGACAUGUUAGUGGAAACACAAGAAUUGCUCAUCCAUUGGUUUAUGAAAGCGCAAUCACGUGAUCUGACUAAGUGGCUCUGUGCGAAAAGAGUGUUGCGUGACGACAAUCAAGGUUAGUUACACUAAUUCCACAUCCAUGCCCCGAAGAGCGUGCGAUACUGCCCAGAAAGGAUUAGGCCUUCAAAUUUUUUCUGCAGUUUUAAGGCCUCCAGUGCUUUAGCUUGGCUAUCAAAGUCAUUUUUCAAGAAACAUUUUUUCUGAUUUACGAAGAAAACAUUCAAAGAUCUAAUGAAAAAUAAUAACGUGGUGAAAGUGAAAGCCAGGAUACAAAGCUGCAUGUGAGAGCAGAAACAAUUGAAAUUAAAAUGGAGUGAGUUGCAACGAAAUGCCUUUUUUUCUCCAUUUAGAUUGCCUUCAAGUCGAGAUGCCAAAAUCCAACAGGGUUCGGGCAUUGAGACCAAAGAAGCCAAAGACUGAAGCAAAGAGUGUUUCUCAUGAGGAGCUGUAA
Molecule: messenger RNA, 3894 nt
Organism: Porites evermanni
Lineage: Eukaryota; Metazoa; Cnidaria; Anthozoa; Scleractinia; Poritidae
Source: the annotation of a GenBank genome assembly